GAAUGAAAGCACUUCAACAAAGAGAAAAUUGAUACUCAAAAGCAGAGUCAAAGACAGAAGGAUAAUCAUCCUCUAACACUCUAAAGCAAUGUUGUGGUGUUGUGAAUUCGAUUCCAAUAAACCUCGAGUCAAUGGUCGGUGUUCAAACUUGGACACACCAGCGAAAACCACUUUUUAAAAAUGAUUUUCUUCUGGAAAGAUUGUUACAUUGGAGUGCGCAAGCUUUUCUGGUGAUAGGUUUGCAUACAUGCAAAGGUCCAAGGAGACCAGGACAAAGGCUACUGUAUGGGUGUUGAGAAUCCUGGAACAUUAAAGUGAAAGACCUGCCAGGCCAGGUGUCACCAGUCCCCAGAUUCUGUCCUACUGGCUGUCUGAGGCCGACCUGUGCUUCCCCAUACUCUUCUGUCGGAGAGUUGGACCCCACGCCCAACAUCCGCAGAGUAGAUGGCAGGUCGAGGAUCAAUCAGAUUUUCCCGAUGAGAUAAUAAAAAACUACUGGUGGCGUGGAGGAAAGUUAACCAAUGUGUGUCUUUUAUCCACAGAGUAACUCUAUCCACUGUAAGCUAGAACCAUGAGAUACGGACUCCAAUUAUUGCAAUUAUGUACGGGUCAUAGUGUAGCAGUCGAGAUAAGGAAUAUUCAGAUGUCAGUGAUGGAUGUUUACUGUACUUUAUUAUCCGAUGUGGUGGCAGAGCGCAAACGGAAGAUUAGCUUUUGUCCGGAGUUUGUCAUCCAGCUCGCAAUAACCUUGAUUAUGAAUUCUAAGGAGGAAUGAAUUCGCAUGAAGGGUGUCGGAGGAAACAUCCUUCAUCCGGAUGAAGGUUGUAAGCUUUCAGAGAAGAAAAAUGCCCACUGAUCCCCC
Messenger RNA from Marchantia polymorpha subsp. ruderalis, 862 nucleotides. The record is from the annotation of a GenBank genome assembly. Lineage: Eukaryota; Viridiplantae; Streptophyta; Marchantiopsida; Marchantiales; Marchantiaceae.